Molecule: messenger RNA, 2679 nt
Organism: Pecten maximus
Lineage: Eukaryota; Metazoa; Mollusca; Bivalvia; Pectinida; Pectinidae
Product: small integral membrane protein 14-like
Exons: 5
Coding region: 94-399 (101 amino acids)
Cellular component (GO): endoplasmic reticulum
Source: RefSeq, a predicted model, not a curated record
GUUAAAUCUGACGUGUCUUUGUUGAUAAUCUGAGGACAAACAGGAAGUGCUUCUAGAGGCAGAAGGUCUGGACGAAACAACAACACAGUAAAAAUGGCAGACGGUUUCGAUCCUUGUGAGUGCGUCUGGAAUCAUGAACAUGCCAUGCAGAGACUCAUUAACUUGCUGAGAAACACACAGACAUAUUGUACAGAUAAUGAGUGUCUGACAGAUUUGCCUGGUGCCAAUACAGCCCCAGAUGGCGGUUUAAACAACAUGAUGCUGAUGAUGAUAGGUUGGGUAGUGUUGGCCACAGCUCUCUUCCUGUUUCGCCCAAGGAGCAUGAGAAACACUGGCGAUUCCAAACCAGCCAGGAAUAAUGACCCAAGUCCUCCACCGCCUGGUCCCUCUGUCAACUGAAAAGGGAAACUUAGAGUGAAGGGUUGUAAUCUCACAAUGGCUGGACUCCUAACUACAUAUUCUCUCUUAUCAUCUGGUGAAGGACACUAACAUUUCAUUUCCACAAUAUUUUCGUCUCAACAAGGUGCCAUAUUUUUUUAACAAAGUCAUGUACAAUAUACUUGUAAAGGCACCUGUUUUCACUGCUGUGGUGUAAAGAACAUUUUUACUUCAAUGGAGAAAAUGAGGAAAAAAAUUGAAUCAACAUGUUGAUGUCAAACAGAAAAACACUCCAGGCCAUUAUAUACACACAACCUGAGCAUUUUUGUUGUGACUUAGUGGAUUUUUCACAUACUGACACUUUUUUGAGAUUCAUAGAAAAUAUAUUAUAAAAAAGCUAUAUGCGUAGGAGGUGAGUUCAUUUAUGCAAAUUUUUAAUGCUUUAGAUGUUUUUCUCAGUUAUAGAUAUUGUAUGAAGUAUAUUAUAGUUAUUUAAUAUAUGGAAAAAGCUUGAAGUGAUAAUCAUAUCACCAAAAACCAUUAGCAUUUAUUGAUAAUUAAAGAAACACAUUUGGCCUAAAAAUAAAGUGUUUCUGCUCAUCCUAUAUACCAACCCUGAAUGUCUUUGAUCUACCUUGAAGUUAUUUUGGCCUUUUUCGAGAAACAACUAUGAAGUCAAAAUUCUAACAUUGAAGUAAUUGUUUGAAAGUUUCUGAUAAAUGUUUACAAGUCCAAAAACUACAAACAAUUCUAAUAAAAAUAGCUUAUUAAUAAGAUGUGUCAUUAAACUAUAAACUCAGUCACGUGCCUUUAAGAAAUCUAAAAUGGAAAAGAUGUAAUAGCUUUUUUCAUUGUUAUUAACGCAAGUUUAAUGCCUUGCAAAGAUUUUGUGGGAUUUCUUUACCAUCUUUUGUUGCUGAUUGUAAUGAAUUUAUUAGAAAGUGUUAAAAUGAAUGCAAUGGUAAAUUGGCUGACGUAUUGAUUUUUGGAGUUUUUAAAAUUGGGGCUCUGGUAGAUUUCAGAAUUCUUUGGACUGGCUUUUUUUUCUCUGCAUUUUAGUAAAGUGCUAUAUUGACCCAAACUUGUUUAUAAAAUGUUUCAAUAGUUUUAAUAGUAGAAAUUCAUCAUUGUGUAUAUUGUAAUAUCAUUAUGCUUCAAAAAUACGAAAUCUACAAAUUUUAACCAUAACAGUUGAACCUAAAUUAUGUUUUUGAUCAUGACAUAAAUUUAAGGAAAAAAAAUGAAUAAAUAAAAACAAUCUCUAAUAUCUUAUGACAACAUUCAUGGUAUACGUAUGUAUCAUAUUUUGAGAACAUACUUCACAAAUCUUUUAAUAGAAAUUAUAAUUUUAAACGGCUGCUCUAUCUUAAUGUAACAAUUGAAAUCAUACUGCUGGGUAGUAUAUGGUUUUGAACAGCUAACAUAGAAAAAUCUACAAGAUAAGCAUGGCCAAGUUCAUAGUAGCCUGAAAGGAAAAGGUUAAAAUAAAUAAAGCCUAGGGUAAACAUGUAACACACUGGGUUGUUGAUAUAAGUUGAUUUAAUUGACAAACCAUAAUUGGCUUUAUCAUGUUAAAACAUCAUCAAUGGGACACAAUAGUUAUAUAAUUGUAAAUCUGUUGAUCAUGGGUGGGCAGCAUGUUUUCAAUCCAGGUUUAACGAAAUAUUUAACAUUACUUAAUCCUCCAUUUUCAUGUCCGGCAAGAUAAGGUUUAAAGUUUAAGUUUGAUCGUACCAAGAAUGUUACAUAUGUGAAGCUACAGCAAAGUGUUACUAUAAAUAGAUAUAUAGUGAUGUCAUUUACUGCUGUUAUGGUACUGAAUGAGAGUGCUACAAACACGGAGGCUAAGCACACAUUCCCAACACCACAGUUCAUGUGUAGUACUAACAACACGUGUGUAAAAUACACAUUUGUAGACUAUGGGGUAAGGAAUAUGUGGUGAGCCAGCUCUGUGACUACAAAUAUGUAUUUUAUUUCCUCAAAGUUGGAUAUUAGUAAAUGGUUUAAUGGUGCAUUGAUCCGUGAUGAAUGUUUGGCUGUAUGGUAGUAUUGUAUGUAAGUUGAUUAAUCUGCUGAUGAUUGAGAUUUCAGAUGGUGUGAAAUUUGUGUGAAAGCUUGAGAAAGAGAGAUACAACAUAAUUCAUGUAUAUACAUGUAGUAGUAUAAAAAAACAAUUAAAAGAGGUUAUGAUUUAUAGUAAACGAAUCGUGUAAUAAUGUAUAUUUUGGAAUAUAAUUAUGUAUUAUAUAUGGUAACAUUUGAAUUUCUUUUUACUAAAAUUUUUCCUUUGUUUCAUUUACU